AUGGGUAUCUGGCGCCUUAAAACCUACAUGCAAAAGAGUUACAAAUGGAAAGAGAUAGGAAAAGAUCCCCCACUAAGCGGCCCGUUGCUGAUAGACGCCAUGAGCUGUUGUUACUCUCUCUAUGACGGAAUAGAUUGGAAAUAUGGCGGCCAGUACAAAGAGCUUGAUCAGAAAUGUAGGGCUUUCUUGACCAACCUAAAAAAAUCCGGUAUUGAGCCUAUUCUUGUGUUUGAUGGUGUGGAUUACAAAAGAGAGAAAGCCUCCACCCUUCAAGAGAGAGGAAAGGAUAAAGCAGAAUGUAUUCAAACUGUACUUUUAGAGGGCAAGUACAAAGAUGGCUGUUUAUGUUUGCCAGUCUUUGCUAAACUCGUCUUUAUGGAGGUAAUAAAAGAACUUAGCAUUCCCUUUAUUGUUGCUGAUGGAGAUGCAGAUAAAUUGACUGCAUCAAUGGCAAAUUUUUAUGGAUGCCCAGUUCUUGCCAGCGAUUCUGAUUAUUACAUUUUCAAUGUUAAAGGUGGUUACAUACCUUUUGAGCACUUCCAUUGGAAAUCAAAGCCAAUAAAUGGAAAGAUUUAUCAUUUGAGCAAUUUCCCCGUAAAAAUUUGUGACCCCGAUAUUAUUUACCUGAUACCAGCACUGAUUGGCAAUGAUUUCCUUAAGUCUCCAGACGAAAGACGAGAUGUAAUAACCUCAGUCAUUGAUGGAGGGGUGGAAGGAAGAGGCAAGGGAGGUCAUACUAUUUAUAGUGAUGAUGAACUGGUUGCUCGGCUGGUUGACCACAUUGCUUCAUUCUCAUCUGUUGAGGAAUUUUUUUCUAGCUCCUGCAAGUCAGAGCAAGUGAGAAAAAACUUUCACGAGGCGAAAAAAAUGUACAGUAGUGAUGCAAUAAGUAUGGAUGAUGCUAUGAAGAGCACAAAACUGGAAACAGCCAAUAAGACAUCACUGCCUUCAUGGAUACUCAAGCAAUAUCGUGCUGGAUGCUUCUCAACCUCAGUAAUGGAGCCAAUGGUUCUUAAUGAUUGUAUGCUGCCAAUGAUCAUUGAUAAUCCUAAGAUGGAGUCCAAUAUGAAGAUUGGUGAGCCUCUGAGGAGACACUUGUACGGCUUAUUAAAACCUUAUCUAAAGGUACAAAAAGUCAAAGAAGGCAUACAUGCACAUGUAUGUGUACGUGUUGGUCAAUAUGAUGUACAAUAUACAGUCAAAACACUUACUGCUCAGUCUCUAAUCACAAAUGUAGACUUAAUAAGAGAUGAAGAGAGACUUGGAUUGCUUUGUGAUAUAUUUGAAGUCUUGCCAGAUAAAUUGGACAAAUUUGAAGAUAAAUGGAAGCUGGUUGCACUGUCCUUGCAUUACUGGAGCAGGAAUGCUGAGGCCCUUACUCAGCAACAGAUCAAUGCUCUUCUCUUUUGCUUUGUGGUUUGUUCCAGUGAGCAAGGAAGGGGCAUUAUUGCUAGUCAUUUUCGUUUUCAGAUUGAUGGUCAUUGGAUCAAUCGCCAGCUUGACAGCCUCCACUCUCUCUCAAUGUGGCAAUGCGUGUAUUAUGAGGCCAUGAAACUGAAUGAUGUCCUUAAACGACCACUUGAAUUCACUUCUCCAGCUCUUUUAUUUGAUGGUAGACUAUGCUUAAAUUAUGCUUGCAUGAAAGAAGCAGAUUUUGAUGCUAUCAAAGAAGAGACGCUGACUACAUUUCCAGAUAUGGCAAAACUUUAUGAGGAGCUGUUAUCAAUAUGCAGUGCUAGAGAGGUUUCUAAGGGCAGCUCAUCUCAUAAAGCAAGCAAAGAGAAGCAUAAGCAACCUGCAGCAGCAGCAAAGAAGAUUUACAGUACAACAGUUAGUACUGCAAAUCGUUUUGAACUCCUUGAUCUUGAAAGUGAUGAUUCUGAUGAAGGUGAUUCCGAUGAAGAAAACUAA
Molecule: messenger RNA, 1911 nt
Organism: Amphimedon queenslandica
Lineage: Eukaryota; Metazoa; Porifera; Demospongiae; Haplosclerida; Niphatidae
Product: protein asteroid homolog 1-like
Exons: 1
Coding region: 1-1911 (636 amino acids)
Source: RefSeq, a predicted model, not a curated record